CGGGACUUUUCCCGAAAUCCCCCAAAAAAUUCCGGCCUUGGCAGAAGGUGGAAAAUCCCAGGAGGAGAAGAUGGCGUGGGAUCCAAGCUGGGAUUUUUGGGGAUUUUCCUGCCUCGUCCUGCUCCGAUCCCGACUUUCCCUGGCGCAGCUGAUCGAGGCCACCACGGCACCUCCCAAAAAAAAGCCGGAUCCGGUGACGUCGGAGACCGUGGUGAUCUGGGGGCUGCGCCUCUGGCAGGUGGUCGGGAUCUUCGCCCUCUUCGUCCUUUCCAUCAUUAUCACCCUGUGCUGCAUCUUCAAGUGCCGGAUCCCGCGCACGCGGAAGGAGAUCGAGGCUCGCUACGCCCAGCGCCAGGCGGCCAAAAACUACGCGGACAAACUGGACACGGUGCCGCCCCUGGGCGAGCUCACCGAAAUUCCCGGAGGCUCUCCUGAAAAUCUCCUCACUCUCUCUGGCCACAGCCAAUCCAGACCUCUCCACUCCCUGCCUGUGCUGAAGGAAGAGGAUGAGAUGGUUUUCCAAGGAAUUUAGGGAGUUUUGAUUCCCAGCUGCCUGUGGCUUCUCUUUUCCAAGGGGAUCCAUCAAUCCUUGGAUUUGCUGCUUCUCCAUUCCUGGAUUUUUCCUGUUUCCUCAACACCUUUUGAUGACUUUUUUUCCUUCUUUCCUGUGUCUCUCCAGGAGCUGUAAUUCCAUAAAAACGGCAUUUCCCUAAUUUGGGAUAUGCUGCUUCAAUCCGUGGGGAAAGAGGCAGAUCCCACUAUUGUAGGAAUUUAGGAAUUCCUUGGAGAAAUUGAGUCCUACACCAGCAAAAUGCAGAAUUAUGAGAUGAACAACGGGAAUUUGCACAAAUCCCACAAUUUCAGGGGUGCCUGAAACUGGGAAUUCCCAGCCCUGCCUCUGGAGCUGAACUCAAUUCCAUGAAUAAAUCCUUGUCCUUCCACUGAA
Molecule: messenger RNA, 946 nt
Organism: Vidua chalybeata
Lineage: Eukaryota; Metazoa; Chordata; Aves; Passeriformes; Viduidae
Gene: TMIE
Product: transmembrane inner ear
Exons: 4
Coding region: 71-532 (153 amino acids)
Source: RefSeq, a predicted model, not a curated record